Molecule: messenger RNA, 4627 nt
Organism: Branchiostoma belcheri (Belcher's lancelet)
Lineage: Eukaryota; Metazoa; Chordata; Leptocardii; Amphioxiformes; Branchiostomatidae
Product: probable ATP-dependent RNA helicase YTHDC2
Exons: 40
Coding region: 217-4368 (1383 amino acids)
Cellular component (GO): intracellular anatomical structure
Molecular function (GO): RNA binding; ATP binding; protein binding
Source: RefSeq, a predicted model, not a curated record
CUCACCACCAGUAAAUGAUAUUUGUACUCACAGCUUCUCCCAUAACAAGUUCUCAUAGAAAAUCUUUUCAUAAAAAACUUAGUUGCAAUGAGUUAAAAGUGUUCUUAGCGCAGGCUUUAGGAUAUCGUUUUACGAUGAUCGACCAUGUAAGUUAAGGAAUAUGGGGAGGGAGAUUCGUAAAUUAAACAGCCCCACAAAUACAGUGACUUUGAGAAGAUGGCGACCCGGGGGUCAGGCCGACCGCCUCCGAGACCAAGAUCGCGAAAUUCUCCUCCUGUUGGUCAGCAGGGGAUGGGAGAGAGGAUGCACCAAGGAGGAGGAAACAGAUCAGGCAUGUCUCGUCCCGGGAGUGCCUCCCCACAGCCUGCUGGUGGAGAGGGUGGGAAGAGAGGAGGACGGCCCCCGCCUCUACACAAGAGAGAAAUCUGCAUAGAUGAGGAGGUGAAGAUUGCAGUCAGGAUAGCUGUGGAGAAGUUCAGGUACAACGAGAGUCAGAAAGAGUAUGAGUUUCCAUCGAGUUUGACCUCUGUGGAGAGAGCCUUCAUCCACAGGUACUGUCAGAGUCUAGGAAUCAAGACAAAGAGCAGAGGAAAGGGCAGCAACCGCUAUUUGACAAUCUUCAAAAAGGACAGCAGGACAAUGGGGUUGGGUACAGCCACCUUCACCCUGUGUCGCAGUGCCAGGCACCACACUCACACCCUCCUGCAGAGGUUUCCUAUCACGGGCAGGGAGAGACAGGAGCUCAUGCCUAGGACUGAGAGGGGUAUUGGAGAAGGGCACAGUAGAGAAGGGAACAGAGCUUCAGGUUUGAAUGGUCGCCUGAACAAUGGUAUCCAGCAGGUGCCCCCUUCUCGGGGACAGUCAGAGUUUGACAAUUUUCGCCGGACGUUGCCUGUGGCUGUCCUGCAGGAAGUCAUUGUCAAGACUGUCAAUGAGAACCAGGUGGUGCUGAUUGCCGGGGAAACUGGGUCGGGAAAGACCACUCAGGUCCCCCAGUUUAUCUUAGAUGAUGCCCAGUGUACCAACCGACCAUGUCGGAUCAUCUGCACCCAGCCACGCAGAAUCUCUGCCCUGACAGUCGCAGAGAGGGUGGCGAGUGAGAGGGGAGAGAAGAUUGGCCAGACUGUGGGCUACCAGAUCAGACUGGAAAGCAGGGUUUCUCCAAGAACCUUGCUGACAUUUUGCACCAAUGGUGUUCUUCUGAGAACUCUGAUGGGAGGGGACAGUGCACUGACCACCAUCACACAUGUCAUUGUGGAUGAGAUCCAUGAGCGAGACAGAUUUAGUGACUUCCUGUUGAUCAAGCUGCGUGAGAUGUUGGGUUACUUCAAGGGCCUGAAGGUUGUCCUCAUGAGUGCAACCCUCAACACUGAACUGUUCCAGCAGUACUUUGGAAGUUGUCCACUCAUCAAUGUUUCAGGAAACCUGUUUGAUGUGACAGAAUUCUUCUUGGAAGAUGUUUUAAGAAGUACCAACUACUCCAACCAGAAGAUGCAGAAGUACAAGAAAGAGAGGGGGCAAUUGGAGCAACAGCAGUCCUCACUUGACCAGUGGUACCAACAGGGUGGCACCCCCGCCCCGGGAGUGGUCAGUCCCAAAGAACAGCUGACUCAGCACCUGGCUGAGAAGGACCUGGACACAGCACAGCAGGAGGACUAUGAGGUCAGCGACCUACAGGACAUCCCCCAGGAGAGAGAUGUGAGCGAGAUGGAACCCUGGCUCAUACAGGAGAUGGAUAAGUGCAUCAUGACUGCCUGGCUAAAUAAUGAUGCUGAUGCGUAUGUCCAGCUAUUCCAUCUCAUCAUGAGUGAAAAUGUCAGUGUUGACUAUCGGCACAGUGAGACGUGCUCCACUACUCUGAUGAUUGCAGCAGGUCGAGGCAACGUGGCAGCAGUGGAACAGCUGUUAGCACUGGGAGCCAACAUCAACCUCCGAGCACCCAAUGGACUGACUGCUCUUGACUGGGCAAGAAAGUUUGGUCAGACAGAUACUGUAGAGGUGCUAGAAGCUUAUAUAGCAUCCAGUGAGAUCACUGUGAGUGAUGACUCUCUGCUGGUGAGUGAGAGCAGCCAGCUGAGUGCAGAAGACAGGGAACUGCUGAAGGCGUACCACCAGAGCUUUGAUGAUGAACACGUGGACCUGGAUCUCAUCCUGUGCCUGCUCUUCAACAUCUGUAGCAGUCAGGAGGAAGGGGCCAUCCUGGUGUUCUUACCUGGCUAUGAGGAGAUAGUGACCCUGCGAGAUGCCAUUAUGUGGGACGACAAGAGAUUCUGUGAUACCAGCAGGUACCAGGUGUAUACUCUACACUCUGCUAUGCAGUCAGGGGACCAGAAAAGGGUUUUCCAGCAACCCCCAGCCGGAGUCAGAAAAAUUAUCCUGUCGACCAAUAUUGCUGAAACAAGUGUCACCAUCAAUGAUGUGGUAUUUGUGAUUGACUCAGGAAAAGUCAAAGAGAAAUCCUUUGAUGCUCUGACAUCUGUGUCCAUGUUGAAAAGUGUAUGGGUGUCUAAAGCUAGUGCCCAGCAGAGGAAGGGCAGGGCAGGCAGGUGUCGCCCAGGUGUGUGUUUCCACUUGUUCAGCAGGGUGAGGUAUGACAGCCUUCAGGAGUACCAGGACCCUGAGCUGCUCAGGACGCCACUACAGGAACUAUGCCUGCAGACAAAGCUCCUGUCUGCACCCAACACCCCCAUAGCAGAGUUCCUGGCCAAGGCCCCCGAGCCACCUGCUUUCCUGGUGCUGAGAAAUGCUGUGCAGUUGCUAAAGACUGUAGAUGCCCUUGACAUGUGGGAGGACCUAACAGAGCUGGGACACCACAUGGUGGACCUCCCCAUAGAGCCUAGACUGGCCAAGAUGGUGCUGUACUCUGUUGUCCUGAAGUGUCUGGACCCUGUCCUCACCAUCGCCUGUGCUCUGGCAUACAGGGACCCCUUUAUCCUGCCCAACCAGCCAUCCCAGAAGCGUGCAGCUGUGUACUGCAGGAAGAAGUUCUCUGCUGGUGCUUACAGUGAUCACAUGGCCCUCCUGAGAGCAUUUCAGGGCUGGCAGAAGGCCAAGAGUGAUGGCUGGGAGCGCAGUUUCUGUGAGAAGAACUUUCUCUGCCAGGCCACCAUGGAAAUGAUCUUUGGCAUGAGGACUCAGCUGUUGGGUCAGCUGCGGGCCUCUGGGUUUGUACGCGCUCGAGGAGGAGGGGACAUCAGGGACCUGAACACAAACUCCGAGAACUGGGCAGUCAUCAAGGCUGCCCUGUGUGCUGGGAGCUAUCCAAAUAUGGUUAGAGUGGACAGGGAAAACCUCUGGCUGACAACACAGAUGGAGAAAAGUGUUCGUUUCCACAACACUUCUGUUCUCGGACAAGCGGCAAACCCAAAGGUCACAGUAGCGCUGUCUCACGCCCAGAGUGUCACCAAGCUGCCCACUGAUUGGCUGGUGUAUGAGGAAAUCUCAAGGGCACACCGUUAUGCCUAUGUGCGAUGCUGCACACUGAUGAGCCCCGUCACAGUCGCCAUAUUUGCAGGCCCCUCACGGCUCCCACUGGAUGCUCUGACGGACCCCAACGCACCUGACAACAGACCAGGGGGUGAUGACCAGUUUGAGAACUACAGUGACAGUGGAGGGGAGGAGGGGGAGAACAACAAGCGUGCCACUACCAAGUUGGAUGACUGGAUUUCUUUCAAGCUGGAUUCAGAGGCGGCCCACCUGCUGCUGCAGCUGCGGUACAAAUGGCAUUCUCUCUUCCUGCGCCGCAUGAGAGCACCUGCCAAACCAUGGUCACAGGUGGAUGAGGGUGUUAUCAGAGCUGUGAUUGGUGUGCUGUCCAGCGAGGAGCAGGCCCUGGGCCUCCAACAGCCUUCUGGGAUAGGACAGAGACCACGCCCAAUGUUUAACUGGGAUUUUUCCUCUUCAGCCACAGAGUCCUAUGGUUCCCAGAGGGGCAGUAGGAAGAACUCAACUGAGUACCAAGCACCUGAACCCUCAUUCCUAGCCUUGUGGAAGUCGAACGAGUCAGUGCCAGUGGUAGAGGAGAACAAGGGUGACAGGUUCUACCCACGAACCAGCCCAGCCAAUAGGGAGAAGCGAAUCCUGAAGAGAGAUUACAGGUCUCCCCGAGAGUUUGAUAACCGUUCAGAUCGCUCGUCAGUGAAGUCUGCCUCUGCCAAUAGUAGCCAGGCCUCCAGUCGUACCAGUAGCUGCACCACCAGCCCCUGCCCCUCACCCAACCACACCAAGGGUGGGGAGAGAACCCCACCCUCCUCUGCCUCUCCAGCAGGAUGGGGGGAGAAAUACGCCCCCACAGCGGGUCAGGACACCCCCCUUCGUGAGCCCCAAGGGUGGGAGGACACCACAACAGUCUCCAAAUGUCAGAAGUGACAAGUCCUUAUCUCCUGGAGCUGGUGUCUCAGAUCCCAACCGUUACUUCAUCCUGAAGUGCAACAACCAGCGCAACCUGGACAUCGCCAUGAGCCAGGGUAUCUGGGCAACUACGCCUAGCAACGAGAAGAAACUCAACAAGGCUUUUAAAGAUUGCCAGAAUGUGUACCUGGUCUUCUCGGUUCAAGGUAGUGGGCACUUCCAAGGGUAUGCUCGCAUGGCGUCCUCCAUCAGUAAGGACAAGGUUCCUGAGUUCAGU